AUGAUUGUGUUAAAAGUUUCUUCUUUAGGCAUCUCCGAUGAAACUGGAAAUGAUCAUUAUUGGUCAUUUAAAAUUCCACUCAAUACAACCAUGACGUGGUUAGAGUGUGAUUGGAAUGAUGAAAUUCAGCAUCAUGAUCGAUCUCAUGAAAAAAAAUGUGCCAAUAAUUUCAAUGAAUUGGUACAAGUUUUGUUACAUCAUUCCGUCAACUUGAACUCUUUAGGAAUAAUUCUCAACACUAUUCCUGCAACGUCGGACAAUUUUAAAUUUUGUAUUAUUACUGAUGACAGAAUACUACUCAAUGGCAAGGUUGUGACUGCAUGCUGCCGAAGCGACCGUGAAACCGACAAGCAAAAAAUAAUGAUGGAAUAUUUUGUGUAUUUGUGGAUGUUAUACAGAGCCACUGAUCAAAGUAUUGCUCAUGUAAAUAUAGAUCCUGCACUCGAUCUUAUUUAUGACCUAUGUAGCUGUAUUAAUCCACAAAAUGAAUUGUUUUGGCAAGAAGAUAUGUUUCAAUGUCACAACUAUCAACAACUAGUGCAUUUGGAGAAAAUUAUUUUUGAUUUAUUUCCUCGAAUUCAAAAUGUGGCACGAUCAGUAGCGACCACUUUUUUUGGUCAUGUUUGUCGAGCUUGGGUUGUGGCACAUUCUAGGAUUAACAUGCAUGACUUUGUAGAAUUGGAUUAUAAUCCUGUUCAACCUUUUUCAAAGUUUCUCAACAGCUUUGGUGUAUCUCCCUUUUAUUUUUUUGAUAGAGAUGAUUUGACUGCCUAUUGUCUUCAACUACUCCAUUCUAUGAACGAGAAAAGAUUGUUAACACCAACACAAAUGCAGGAGCUUUUUGCAUCGGAACGUACCAACUUGUCGUUUGUGCCGAAUCUCAAUGAAGAAUAUGGAAUACUUUCUAAAAUUUUUACAUUGCUCCUUGAAACAUGCCAAAUUGACAAAGCAAACAAAUUGUUCGAAUACAUGUCAGCACCAAUACUGAACAAUGAAUUUAAAGAAGAACAUUUUGCAAUUUAUUUAAGGUUUAGAGUAGAAGUGGAAUAUAUGGCAUGCUUUUCUCCGCCGUUUAUUUCUUUUUAUAGGGCCAUCGACUUUUUAAACAGUAUAGCAAACGAGUUGGAUGACCACAAAUCCAAAUUGUCCAAUGAAAUCUAUUCUUAUUUAAAGUUUGAGAUUUAUUGCAAAAAGCUAAAGAAAUCUCAGGGAUUCGAGGUCGAGGCAGCAUAUUAUAAUAAGAAGGAAUAUCUUACCGCCACAUUCAAAGAGGAACUUCAACUUUUCUGUGCUGAGAAUACUCAAUAUUUUAAAAGUGGAGUCAUUAAUCAUUCGACUGCAUAUGAAUUGAUUGCUGAUGACGACCUAUCAUCGUUCCAACUAUUGUUAAACACCACAGAAUAUACUAAAAUUGCAAAAUACCUUAAAUCUAUAGCGGCGUGGUAUGAAGAGCGAGGAAAUUCCAUCCAAUGUAAAGCAUACCUCGAAAAAGCAGACUACAUUGUAAGCCAAUUAAUGGCAGAAGAGAAAAUUAUUUGUGGAUAUUUUGAAUUGGCAGAAUUGCGUUGUAAUUAUCUAGACGCAUCAAAAUCUAUGGCGCUCCUUAAGAACAUUGAAUAUGUGUGGAAAAAGUUAAACCAAAAAACAGCAAUAAUGUAUUAUCCCAAACAACAUAGAAUUUUGGUAUCACUCCGAGCUCGCUUGACAAAAAACGAAAAAGAGAAACGAAAAAUUUAUACAGAAUUGCUUCCCUAUCUCAAACAGAUUCUACGGUUAGAAAAGGAAAAUACAGAUGUGUUGGAUGAUCCUGAUUUCAAUUUCAUUGUAAAAUAUGGUGGAAAUGAUACUAUUGAGAAGACAACUGAGAUGUAUCAAUACUAUGUUUCCAUGAUUAAGGAACGAGCAAAUAUGCUCAUCAAAACUGAGCCCAAAAUUGCACUGAAGAUUUAUCGUGGAUUAAUCACUGACAAUAUUGCCAAUCACGAUCAUUGCUCUAUUAGAUUAUAUAUUCUCUCUCUAUUUACAACACUCAACAUGCAACAAGAAGCGUUUUCAUUGUGCGAUCAAUUACUUGAUUACUAUGGUACCUACAGUGUUGUCAAGAUUAGAUGUUAUCAAUUUUUAGUAGACUAUUACAGGCGACAGAUGAAAUAUUCAACACUUCAUGAUGAAGAGAUUAAUCUACUUGACAAGUGCUUGUUACACAUAACCGGUGCGAUUGAAGUGCUAAAAGAGGACAACUCUGUCAAGCUCUCAACCUUGUCUGAUUUUUUGCAAUGCUCCCAAUCCGCCUCUUGCCUCUACGCAAAAUCAAAGGAAAGGCGUUACAUUGUGAAAAGUGAGAAAUGGAAAUCGUUGAAUACCAAAUUUACAGAAGUUUUUGCAGACCUAACGCAAUUUAUUUCUGGCUUUGAUUUUUCCAACAUGUAUACUCUUUCAAUUUUGGACCUUCUUCUAUAUUUGUACUCGAUUUUAAAUGACACCAAAGAUCUUCUCAGCAUUGAACAGAUCAAGUUACUACUGAACACAUCAUUGAUUCUUUCAGAACAGUUGGAAGAAGUUUGUGAAUUAUUCAAGGAUUUUGACAAGGCAUUUCAAUUGUUUGAGGUGGCGAGCCUGAUUUGUGCAUUCAUCGAAAAUUAUGAGGAGCACACUGUACCUAGCAUACAUUAUCAAUCACGAGAAAUAGAUGGCUUGAUAUUUUUGGAAGAACCUAUGAGUUUCCAUACCGAUAAUUCCAGCCUGAAAGAGAAUCAAAAAUCAUUUGUGGAAUUUAGUUAUGACUUUCUCAGAGUCAUGUUAAAAAUUGCCACUUUUGCUUACAACUAUGUUCCAUACAUGGCACGUAUUUACAAGAAAAUGUUCUCCCUACAUCGCAAAAACAAGACAUUACCAAAAUCAUUUUUCGAAAAUCAAAUUGCUCUAUGGACACACGCAAUAACGAAUGUAAAUCAUAUUCAGCUCCUCGUUCAAGGUGAAAGAAACAUCAAUCUGUUUAAAACAACAGCAAAAUUUUCAACGACAACAGACGGUAUUGAAAUUGUUAAAUUUCCAGUGAUCAAAGAUAUUUCAUCAUUGCAGGAUUCCAUCAAACUUGAAGAUCUAAGACAAAAUGAUCUCUUUUAUCAAGAAGAAUUUUCUACCUGCAUUUCUUUAAUUCAAUCCUACCAAAAACUCUUUGCAAUUAAUUUCAGAGAUGAAGAAUUCUUUCAAAAUAUAAUAGAAUCGUUUACAAAAUUACGAGCAGUGAGAUCAAUGAAACAUUUAGAACAUGUGACAGGACUUUCAGGUCUCCACGAUACAUUUUUCUCUAAAAUUCAACCCAUCGAAAUUGAUGAUAAUUUCUCAGUAUUUUUGGGAGUUGGAGGAGAUCGAGUUUACAUUUAUGCAACAUUGGAUGAUAUUGAUUUAUUGGAAUUGACGACCGAAGAUCGAACGAAAUUAUUUGAAGAGUUGUUAUUUAAAUCAUUUUUUGGGCUCAUGGACCCAGUAAGAAAACUAGGAUUCUUAUCAUGUGGACUAAACGAUGCAGAAGAUACCAUCUACUUGCACACAAGUUAUAAUUUAAGCUGUGCCAGUUUUUCCACAUUACUUUUCACAGUUCAAGCUUUCAUUCUUGCAGUUGAAUAUUGGAGAGAAAUAAGUAAGGACAUUCUUUCGAAACCAUCCAAAAAGAACAGUAACCGUUCUACCAAUAUCAGGCAACGAAUUUUAUCGAAUACAUCAUGCAACUCGACCAGUAAUACCAUGAAAAAGUAUGGCCUCACCAAAAAACAAGCCAUCCUCGUGAAUAGCAUUAUUGAUUUGAUUGAGCACAAAAAACAAGUGAGUCCAAGACCGUCUGUGAAUCAAGCAUUGAGUGCUUCUGAAAAUAAUACUUCACCAACAACAACGACGACAACAACGACAACUACAGCAACCAAUUCUACGAAUGACAACAAUUCAUCUCUAUUAGACACCUUUACAUGGAGUACUCACAAAGUGUUAAGUUCCUAUUUGGAGAAAUCCAUGGAUGAACUGAUAGAAGGAAAGCUUGAAAAACAAGCAGCAUGUGAUGCCCUUCUCGAUAGUUAUUACAUUCUCUGUUACAUGUCUGAUAUGUAUCAUAUAGGUCAACUAGAUAGUACUCAAAAAGCAAAUUUACUUCUUGACCGAUUAGGAACUUUUCUUGGAAUUGCUGGAGGUCUUCAAUUUUCUGAAGAUCGAUUGUGUGCAGUAGCAACCAAUUCCUACAGCAUCUUUAUUCAACAUCAACAAUAUCCAUCCUCAUCUUGUCAAAUAAGUGCCAUUGAUCACAUUUUUGUGUUUUCCAUGUGUACUGUCAAUAUUUUGAACAUUCACAAGAAGGAUUUGGUUUACACGUACUUGUUGAAAAAAAGUUUAUUGGGUAAGAAUUGUGCGAGAGGUGGAAUUGGAAUUCGAAGAAAUAGUUCCAAUCCAGAGAAGGUGACUAUUUGUUUUUAUGUUCCUAUUCGUGUGGCAUCUGCGAAAGAGACAGCUCUUAUUGAUCUAUUACCAGAAUAUUUACAAGAAUAUAAUGUAUUGUUGGAGGAAUUGGAAAAGAUGUUGGCUGAUCGAAGUUGUUAA
Molecule: messenger RNA, 4587 nt
Organism: Naegleria lovaniensis
Lineage: Eukaryota; Heterolobosea; Eutetramitea; Acrasida; Naegleriidae
Exons: 1
Coding region: 1-4587 (1528 amino acids)
Source: RefSeq, a predicted model, not a curated record